Aspergillus campestris IBT 28561 is the source of this 376-nucleotide messenger RNA. RefSeq lists its product as uncharacterized. NCBI's taxonomy places the organism in Eukaryota, Fungi, Ascomycota, Eurotiomycetes, Eurotiales, Aspergillaceae. The transcript has 2 exons. The coding region runs from base 1 to 303 and encodes 100 amino acids. The record is from RefSeq and is a predicted model, not a curated record.
AUGGCCCCAAUUCGCCCCGUGCUGUGUCAGGUCUUGUUCGAAUACCAAGCAGUUUCGAUCUCCUCACGAAACAAGGAAGAGUUUGCUCCAAAGCACUCGACCCCUCAACAUACGAAUUCCCUGACAUAUCAAAAACUUGUGCGCUCUUUCAAGGGAGCCAAUAUGUGUGUCUAUGACAUCCCUGCGGGUUUGUUCCGCGAGGCCUUCAGCGCUUUCUUCAUCAAUGCUGAUUUUUCCGUAGACAUACCUCUACUCGAGGAUCUCACCAUGGUCUACGGGCUUCUUGAUCACUAUUCCCUAUAGGCACCGGGAGGUAAUAACAUUUGAAGGUGAGCUCGCCCGCUGGUGAUUAAAAAGGGAAACAGCUCAUCAUGCG